Messenger RNA from Stylophora pistillata, 1956 nucleotides. RefSeq lists its product as uncharacterized. Gene Ontology annotation, molecular function: tumor necrosis factor receptor binding. The record is from RefSeq and is a predicted model, not a curated record. Gene Ontology annotation, biological process: immune response. NCBI's taxonomy places the organism in Eukaryota, Metazoa, Cnidaria, Anthozoa, Scleractinia, Pocilloporidae. Gene Ontology annotation, cellular component: membrane.
AAGAAAUAGUAGGACAAGCUUUAACAUUUUACGACUAUAAAAAAGUAGUAGCUAAAUCCGUUGGAGAAAAGGCAUCAACUUUAACGCAUCCUUUGUCCAGAAUUUCUUAUUUACAAUAAGAAUUGCACAUGGAAGAAUACAUAUGAAAGAAAUGCCUUAAGUCUGCUGUAAGCAUCAGUGAUGAAAUUUCCAACAAAAUUUAAGGUUUUGCUCUCACUGAUAUCCGCUACAGUCCUUGUGGUGACAGGCCAAAGGGCAAAGUUCAACGACAACGCAAGUGCAGCUGCCUUAGGGUUAACUAAACAUAAGGCAAAAGAACUUGCAGCUAACCCAAGCGCUUUGGUACACGAGGCUCUGCAUCUUGUGCGACGACGACGGAGUAUUGAACCGAGAUAUGACGACCAAGUGAAGAGGAAUAUCCACGACAAAACUGCCAACUUGGCUAGCAAACUACAUAUUGAGGAAGAUUCAUUUGGAACGGAGAAAGAACAUUCAGUUGACAAACGUCAGCUUCCUGAGGCUCUGGGUACGUUAAAUGACUACAUGGGUGUUGGUGAGAAUUCAGACAGAUUUCACCACUUUACGGCUGGCCCGGGGAAUGAAGACAGGGAAUACAUACGGGAUAAAAAAAGUCUACACGAAAAUGACGUGAUUUCUCUGUCGAGAAGCUCUAAGGACGCAAAGCCACUGGAUUUCAAUCCGCUGUCGCUUGAAGAUUUGAUAAAAAAGAUGGCUCCUUUAUUGAAGGGGAAAGACGGAAGAGAUGGGAAAGAUGGAAAGGAUGGCAGAGAUGGAAGGGACGGUGUAAAAGGUGACCCUGGCUAUCCUGGUCCUCCUGGACCACCCGGAUCUUCUGGAUCAUCAAAGGGGUGUACUGAAGCGUCUGAUACUCGUGGUGUUGUAACUUCGUCAACGACUGCGUACAAGGAGGAGAAGCCAUCUAUUCAUGUGACGAGUGAUGGUAAAGCAUUUCGUUUCUCAGACGGUCUGGAAUAUUCCCGCUGGUGCUCGGAGUGUCCAACUUCACAUUUGGCAGGAGGGAUAAAAUCCACCAACACAUCUUUGGAAAUUCCACGGGACGGUCGCUACUUCGUGUACUGCCAAUUUCAUUUCCUUCAAACUGACAACGAUAGGACAGGAUUCGAAAUCCUGAUCAAUGGAAAUAUUCACCUAUCAAAAGUUGUAAAAGGUGAAGAAGCCACCUACUCUGGUGCUGUUUUUGUGAUGAAAAAGUCAAGCGUAAUCACAGUUAGACUUCUAGGUCAUGGCACCGUAGAAGGUGAUCAUACUGUCAACUUUCUGGGCGCGUAUGAGUUAUGAACGACGCUGUAAGCCCAGAAAACUGUGAGGUGACUAGGAAUAAGCAGAAUUGUUCAUUGACUUCUAAAAAGGUGCCCAGUGUUCACAUAUAUGUUUAUACAAAAAAUUUUCGAAAAAAGAGAUGGUAUUAAGUCUCGGAUCGAUUCAGGAUUUGCUUAAAGAUAUCUAAAAGUUCCUUAUAUUUUUGUCAGGGAUGAUUAGUAGUGAUACGUUGAAUCUGACGUUCUCUCCUCAAAUAUAAAUUCUCUAACGAUUGACGACUAAGGCGUUUUUUAAAGUUGCGAUGCAAAUGACUUCCUAGGACGGUGUCCUGAACCUCAUAUACAUCGCAAAACAUUGACUAUCUAACAAUGGUUAUUGGCAGUCUGUUGUAUUUAAGUGAUUUCUCCAAGAUCUACACCCAGUGUCUUCAACAUAUCAAUAUCAUUAAAUUGCCAGACUGAUUUUGUCCAGAAAUAGUAUACUUUCCUUUUCCGUUUGAGCUCGGUUGUAAGUAUUCUUGCUUGUCUAUGGACGCAUUUUAAUUCUCAGUUGCCUGGCAAAAGCCUCUAUAUCUUUGAUGAAAUUAAGGAUUUACGAUUUAAUUUGAAAGAUGUUGAGGCUUAUUACUGUGGGUAAUCAAUCAAAAAAUUAUGG